UACUGCAGUGGACGAUCGUCGGAGCUGCGCAAUUCAGGCGUAGAGUGGGGGAGAGGCCGAGAGAAUGAGGAGCAUCGGGAGGCUACCCACGAGCACAGGGAGGCCAUCCUUCAUCCGUCCUUGUUCUGCAUUCUCCUCUUUUGCAUCAGGCGGCGGCGGCGUUGGUGGUAGUGGUAGGGGAAGAGGCAGAGGCGGUGGCUCUCCACUUCCUGGCCGAAUCGGCGUGUCUCCGGAUGAGGCGGAGGAGCCUAGCGGGCUCCCGCCCUCUGGUCUCGGUCAUGGAAAAGGUAAACCUGUUCCUUCUGCUCCAACCCUCCCUUCUUUCUCUUCCUGGAUCUCCGAUAUUAUGCCGCCCGGCGGCCGAGGCCAUCCUGCCUCCCCUUCCCAACAAGAAGCCGGCGGCGCCCGUCCCUUGAAACCCAUCUUUUUCAGGCGAGGUGACGUCGAAUCCCCGGGUCCACAACCGGAUAAGAAAACUCAAUUUCGCGUUGCACCUCCUGCGGCCGGAGAAUCCGGUCUGCCUUCUUCUCUAGCUUCUGGACUAGCGGGGGGCGGCCGUGGACAGCCAGUUAGGCCGCCACCCGGCCCUGCGGUUGGUGAAGAGGAGAACCGGCAUCUUCGUCAGCGACGAGGUGGCGGAGCGCCGGCACGGGGAAGGGCACGCGGAGAGCCGUCGAGGAGGUCAUCGUCGCCUGCCGGGAUGGCCCGCAGAGGUGGACCGGCUGAAAUGGGGAGGGGGGAGAGGGGUAGGGGGUUCAGAGGAAGAGGUAGAGGGACGAGAGGUGGAGCUCGUGGUAGAAGGGAGAGGGGUGAGUGGGGGCAGCGAUUCAGGGACGAAGACGCGGAGGAUGAUGUUGGCGGUGGGCUCUAUCUUGGUGAGAGUACAGACGGGCAGAAGCUCACCGAGAGGAUCGGUGAGGACAAUAUGAAGGUGAUUAUGGAAGGUUUCGAUGAGAUGAGCAGCAGAGUUCUGCCUUCUCCCAUGGAAGAGGCCUAUCUGGAUGCCUUACAUAUGAAUAACAUGAUCGAGUAUGAACCAGAGUACUUGAUGGAGGAUUUUGGUACUAAUCCGGAUAUUGAUGAGAAGCCGAUAAUGUCUCUUGAAGAGGCACUGGAGAAGGCAAAGCCGUUUUUGAUGGCUUAUGAGGGGAUACAGAGUCUAGAGGAAUGGGAGGAAGUAGUGAAGGAAACAAUGGAAAAGGCUCCUUACAUGGAGCAACUCAUCGAUAUCUACUGUGGACCUGAGAGAGUGACUGCAAAAGAGCAAAAUGAGGAACUUGAAAGGGUGGCAAGCACACUUCCAGAAAACCUUCCUUCUUCUGUAAAGAACUUCACUAACCGGGCUCUUCUUUCUCUUAAGAGUAAUCCAGGUUGGGGAUAUGACAAGAAAUGUCAGUUCAUGGAUAAGCUUGUAUGGGAGAUUAAGCAGGACUAUGGUGGGAAGCAGGCCGGGCCGUCUUAGUUUUCUCUUGCUGCACCACUACAGAGAGAACGUUGUACUCCUUAUGAGCUCCUGACCCCUCUCUAUAUAAGCCUUUUUCUCCAUGUGCUGUUGUUUCAUAGAUUGUUCACUGCAGAAUCUUUAUUUGACGGUCAUUCAAUAAGUCCUCCAAUGAUACGAUCAGUCCUGAGUAUUUGGACCUUUCAGCAAUUGGCAACAAGAUAAUUGCUGAAUAGCCUCGUGGAUAACGUAGAGCUAGUUUGAUCUACUUUUUCUCCCUUU
Messenger RNA from Nymphaea colorata (pocket water lily), 1723 nucleotides. RefSeq lists its product as uncharacterized. The coding region runs from base 65 to 1462 and encodes 465 amino acids. The record is from RefSeq and is a predicted model, not a curated record. NCBI's taxonomy places the organism in Eukaryota, Viridiplantae, Streptophyta, Magnoliopsida, Nymphaeales, Nymphaeaceae. The transcript has 4 exons.